Messenger RNA from Puccinia graminis f. sp. tritici CRL 75-36-700-3, 465 nucleotides. RefSeq lists its product as uncharacterized. Bases 1 to 465 code for a protein of 154 amino acids. The transcript is spliced from 3 exons. The record is from RefSeq and is a predicted model, not a curated record. NCBI's taxonomy places the organism in Eukaryota, Fungi, Basidiomycota, Pucciniomycetes, Pucciniales, Pucciniaceae.
AUGAGUCAAGCCGGCCAACAGGAGGGCAAAUCCACUGAGGAGCUAAAAGCUGAAAAGGCUAGAAAAGCGUCAAUAAGCCGGAUCAAAAGUAAAAUUGCAGAAAAGAGACGUGCCUCUGCCAUCAAGAAGAUGGGGAACCAACCCUUGUCAGCGCUUGUGUUCAAUAAGGAGACCAUGUCUGAUUGGGAGGACCAGACACCACCAGCAAAACCCAAGCGAAGUGACCUAGUUUGGAGGAGUGAAGCUUUCAAAAGUGUUGAAUUCAAACCAGAUGUUGAACCUGAAUAUGAUCAAAUUCCUCGAAAGCUUCCCAAGGACGCUUACAAUGCCAAUUUCCUUUCAAACAUCUCCCUGGUUGAACGAGAACACCUUGACCCCCAGCCCGGAAUUGACUUGGAGGGGAAAUACCGAAUAUUGGAAGAGAUGACUAGACGUGGAGGACCUGGAGCGGCUCGGAGCGCUUGA